AUGAAUUGCUGCUGCGUAAGCCUGUUUUAGCAACUAUUAGUUCAACAACUCUCUCCUUCCACAAGCCUUGUCCACUCAACACCGUCAAUCCUUCAUGUCGACUGAUACGUCAGUGUUACAUUCGAGAGAAGCCACAGGUUUGGCCAGCAUUCCCCCUACCGCCGAACCUCGCAGCAAUAGUAGCACCGAAUCAUAUAUUCGCACUGCUUCUCCAACCAACGUCGUUGAAAACACUACGACCGGACCCGACAGCCUGUCUAUUCUCACUUCUGACCAGGACGCCGAAGACGCUCUCACCAGUGCAAGAGAUCACCCGUGCGUCACUUCGCAAGGAACCCGUGCGGUGGUGUCGCUUUUUGUGCCAGCGAAGAAGAUUGUGGAGGAGCCUACCAAGAUGGACAGUUUGAAGGCAAUCGUCUUUGCUUCAUGGCUCAACCCUCUUCUCAUCUUCGUCCCCAUCUCCUGGGCCCUCAAUUUUGCUCUGGACCCCGAUAAGUCAUCUAAUAAGAAUACAGUCGUUUUCGUCACUGUUUCCCUAGCGAUAAUACCUCUCGUUAGGCUCCUCUCUUUCGGGACGGAGCAACUUGCCAUACGACUUGGACAAACUCUUGGCGGUCUGUUACAUGUCACGCUGCGCAAUGUUGUCGAGUUGCUUGUUGGUACAAUCGCCCUUGUACAAGGCAGAUUGAGGGUUGUCCAAAGUUCAUUGGUAGGCUCGAUCCUGUCGAACCUGCUUCUAGUCCUCGGCACGUGCUUCUUCGCGGGCGGCACCCGCUUUGCGGAGCAGGGAUUUAUGGAGACUGGGGCGCAGCUCAAUGUUUCACUUUUGGUUUUAAGUGUCACUGCUAUCCUCAUUCCUGCUGUAUUCAAGGUAGCAACUACCUGGAACCCCCAACAUAGUGAUCAAGAGGGCGAUGUGCUUCGUGCCAGCCAUGGGGUUGCCGUAAUCCUUCUCGCUAAUUACAUUUCGUACUUGAUUUUUCAGCUCUGGUCGCACGCGCACCUCUACAAUGAGAAGAGCGUGGGCAAUGAUCGUUCCCCUUCGAAGCAAUACCCUCCCAAGAACCGAGCCCGAUCUGAGCCAGCGAACAAUAAGGUGAAGAAGCAUUCAAGAAGGAAGAAGAGUAACGGCACUAGUUUGGACUCCACAGAGGAACUAAUGGGGCGAUCAAAUAGAGUAGAAGGCACCAGCACUGUGGUUCAGGAUGGAACCGUGAAGGCAGAAAAGGGUUUAGGAACUUCGGCUGAGGAUGAGGAGACUCCACAGUUGACUGUGGCGAUCGCGAUUGGACUUUUGGUCAUGGUGGUUGGCUUCAUGAGUUUCACCACUGUGCACCUCGUUACCUCUGUCGAUGGGCUAACGAAAUCUGGUUACGUCCCCGCGGAAUGGGCAGGUCUCAUUCUUCUCCCUCUGUUGGGAGAUGUCGCCGAACUCGUUACUGCCGUGUCCGGCUCUGUGAAGGAUAAGUUGGAUAUUUCGAUUGGUGUGGCCGUUGGAUCCUCGAUUCAGAUUGCCCUCUUCGUCCUUCCAUUUCUCGUUAUUUGGGGGUGGAUCAUAGAGAAACCUCUCACGUUCCUCUUUGAUCCCUUUGAGAGCAUCGUUCUUUUCCUGGCUGUUCUCACCGUCGCGUUUGGCAUAAGUCACGGUAGGAGUAAUUGGUUAGAAGGUGUCAUAUUACUGGGUUUAUAUUGUAUACUGGCCACGGUAUUUUGGUGGUAUCCUGGAUCGUGACCCAGGCUUGCAUCUCAUUCCGUUUGAUCCAUACCUCUUACAUUGC
Cantharellus anzutake is the source of this 1778-nucleotide messenger RNA. RefSeq names its product Sodium/calcium exchanger protein-domain-containing protein. Gene Ontology annotation, cellular component: fungal-type vacuole membrane. Gene Ontology annotation, molecular function: calcium:proton antiporter activity. Gene Ontology annotation, biological process: intracellular calcium ion homeostasis; calcium ion transmembrane transport. Bases 95 to 1732 code for a protein of 545 amino acids. The transcript is spliced from 14 exons. NCBI's taxonomy places the organism in Eukaryota, Fungi, Basidiomycota, Agaricomycetes, Cantharellales, Hydnaceae. The record is from RefSeq and is a predicted model, not a curated record.